This is a messenger RNA of Balearica regulorum gibbericeps (East African grey crowned-crane), 995 nucleotides long. The record is from RefSeq and is a predicted model, not a curated record. Lineage: Eukaryota; Metazoa; Chordata; Aves; Gruiformes; Gruidae.
GCCACAAAAAGCAAGCCAGCAGAGGAGAGCGAUGCUCCUCCAGCCAAGAGAGCCCCCAUCUUUUAUGGCAGUUUGGAAGAGAAAGAGAGAGAGCGUCUGGCAAAAGGAGAAUCAGGACUGCUGGGAAAAGAAGGGAUGAAGGCUGCCAUCGAGGCUGGCAACAUCAACAUAAGCAGCGGUGAAGUCUUUGAUCUCGAAGACCACAUGAGUGAGCGGCAGGCGGAGGUGCUGGCUGAGUUUGAGCGCAGGAAGAGAGCCCGGCAGAUCAACGUGUCCACUGACGACUCUGAAGUGAAAGCCUGUUUGCGAGCUCUUGGGGAGCCCAUCACGCUCUUUGGAGAAGGUCCUGCAGAAAGGAGGGAGAGAUUGAGAAAUAUCCUUUCGGUGGUUGGCACGGAUGCAUUAAAAAAGACCAGGAAAGAUGACGACAGGUCUAAAAAAUCCAAAGAUGAGUAUCAGCAAACCUGGUACCACGAAGGACCGCGCAGUCUGAAAACAGCGAGGCUGUGGCUUGCUAACUACUCGCUCCCCAGGGCAGUGAAGCGGCUCGAAGAAGCUCGGCUGCUCAAAGAGAUUCCAGAGGCAACCAGGACAUCGCAGAGACAGGAGUUACACAAAUCCCUGCGAUCCUUGAAUAACUUCUGCAGUCAGAUUGGAGACGAUCGCCCACUGUCCUACUGCCACUUCAGCCCCAAUUCCAAACUCCUCGCUACAGCCUGUUGGAGCGGAUUGUGCAAGCUCUGGUCCGUGCCUGACUGCAACCUUGUUCACACCUUACGAGGACAUAACACCAAUGUAGGAGCGAUAGUCUUCCAUCCCAAAGCUACUGUCUCCCUAGACAAGAAGGACGUCAACCUGGCCUCCUGUGCCGCUGAUGGUUCUGUCAAGCUCUGGAGCCUUGAAAGUGAUGAACCGGUGGCAGACAUUGAAGGGCACAGCAUGAGAGUGGCACGUGUGAUGUGGCACCCGUCUGGGAGGUUCCUGGGUACAACCUG